Colletotrichum orchidophilum is the source of this 108-nucleotide messenger RNA. RefSeq lists its product as uncharacterized. The record is from RefSeq and is a predicted model, not a curated record. NCBI's taxonomy places the organism in Eukaryota, Fungi, Ascomycota, Sordariomycetes, Glomerellales, Glomerellaceae. The transcript has a single exon. The annotation marks the transcript as partial.
CAGGCUGGCUACUGCCAAGGCACCAUCUGUGUCGACAGGAUUCAAAACUUCGAGUGCCCCAAGCAGUGCCCCACAGACGGAACUUGCGCUCUCAAAGUCCCUUGCUGA